This is a messenger RNA of Exophiala mesophila, 1083 nucleotides long. RefSeq lists its product as uncharacterized. The transcript has a single exon. Gene Ontology annotation, biological process: regulation of transcription by RNA polymerase II. The coding region runs from base 96 to 677 and encodes 193 amino acids. Gene Ontology annotation, cellular component: mediator complex. The record is from RefSeq and is a predicted model, not a curated record. Lineage: Eukaryota; Fungi; Ascomycota; Eurotiomycetes; Chaetothyriales; Herpotrichiellaceae. Gene Ontology annotation, molecular function: transcription coregulator activity.
GAAACUGUCUGUUAACUGUGACAUUGACAAUGAAAUUGAUCCUUACAAGAUGCUGAAACGCUCUCAUCAGGCAUUGUCUACCAUAUCAUACCACUAUGGAAGCUGAUCCACCGGAGUCGGCCAAUGUCAAGGGCCAUGAGUCUCCAUUCACUCCAGCCGAGCGCAUCGCCGAAUUAAACGCGAUUGACCAGUCCAUCUCCACCCUCCUAUCUGCCGCAUCCGAUGUGAUCGGUAUUCUUUCUAACGAGCCAUCUUCUGAAACCCAAGAAAGAGCUCUGAGAAAUCCAACCUCUGCUAGAUCCGCAUUCCAGGAUGCCGCCUCCACCUACUUCACUACCUUGUCCUCGAUCGAUGUUCGGUUACGUCGCCAGGUAUAUGCUCUGGAGGAGGCCGGCCUAGUCAAACCGGGUGACGACAGGGAUCCAAAAAGAGGCAGAAAGGUUGGCGGGGAAUAUGGAAUUGAGAGAACAGGAGGUGGCCCACUCGAUCCCUCUUGGCUGAGUGCUAGGGCCAGUGACAAAGUAGGCUCGGGAAUGAAGGCUGAACUCCUGGCCCAGGCGAGAGUAUUCAUUGAGAAAUCGGAAGGACGUUCAGCAGAGAAGAAUCUCGAUGAGAAUUCGACAGAUCUACCUCGAAGCACAAGUGGCGAGGACCGUCGAGAUCAUGAUGUGGGAUGAGUCAGCCUCUAUGGUCUAAUCAACACCAUAGUAGUCAACUCUCCACACGUUGAAGGCUUCAUGCGAUCUUCCACCGCAGUUGUGGCGCAGGCCUUUGUUGAGCCAAUCGCGUUGUCUGCCUGUUAUGCUGACUGCGUCUUAUUCGUCUUGUGUUCACGACACUGCGAAGCAGCAAGUCUAACUCACAUCAGCGGCGCGCACCCGAUACUGUCGCAUGUUCAAGUGCGCCAGUCACUGGCAUGUCGCUGGACGUGUGCCAUAGGUCUCCCGUGGCCUGGAAAUCAUCGCGGCAGCUCAUGGCAUACCACAUCCUACAUCAAGUAGGUCACCCUAGCUCUAGUGAAGCCAGAGGCAGAGAACAGGCAUUAUGUACACAUUAAAUUCAUGAAUGCCACAAGAAGAGAUA